CUCUAUUCGCAAACUCUCUCUACCAGCAGCCAGCGAGAGAGCUCUCUGUAUUCAAAUCUCAUUCUAUCAAAAGUUUGAGCAUUCAUCAUGGGUAAAGAAAAGGUUCACAUCAACAUUGUGGUUAUUGGCCAUGUCGACUCUGGCAAGUCUACCACCACUGGACACCUCAUCUACAAGCUUGGAGGUAUCGACAAGCGUGUUAUCGAGAGGUUUGAGAAGGAAGCUGCUGAGAUGAACAAGAGGUCGUUCAAAUAUGCCUGGGUUCUCGACAAGCUGAAGGCUGAGCGUGAGCGUGGUAUCACCAUUGACAUUGCCCUGUGGAAAUUCGAGACCACAAAAUACUACUGCACGGUCAUUGAUGCUCCUGGACACCGUGACUUCAUCAAGAACAUGAUCACUGGUACCUCUCAGGCUGACUGUGCCGUCCUCAUCAUUGACUCCACCACCGGUGGCUUUGAGGCCGGUAUUUCUAAGGAUGGCCAGACCCGCGAGCACGCCUUGCUUGCUUUCACUCUUGGGGUCAAGCAGAUGAUCUGCUGCUGUAACAAGAUGGAUGCCACCACUCCCAAAUACUCCAAGGCAAGGUAUGAUGAGAUCGUGAAGGAGGUCUCUUCUUACCUCAAAAAAGUUGGAUACAACCCUGAUAAGAUCCCAUUUGUUCCCAUCUCUGGCUUCGAAGGGGACAACAUGAUUGAAAGGUCCACCAACCUAGACUGGUACAAGGGCCCGACACUCCUUGAGGCUCUUGAUCUGAUCAACGAGCCCAAGAGGCCCUCGGACAAGCCCCUUCGUCUCCCACUUCAGGACGUUUAUAAGAUUGGUGGUAUUGGAACAGUCCCUGUCGGCCGUGUGGAAACGGGCAUCCUCAAGCCCGGCAUGGUGGUCACAUUUGGCCCGUCGGGCCUCACCACUGAGGUUAAGUCUGUUGAGAUGCACCACGAGGCAAUGCAAGAGGCUCUCCCUGGUGACAAUGUCGGUUUCAAUGUGAAGAAUGUUGCUGUCAAGGACUUGAAGCGUGGCUAUGUGGCUUCCAACUCGAAGGAUGACCCUGCCAAGGAAGCUGCUAACUUUACCUCGCAGGUUAUCAUCAUGAACCAUCCUGGGCAGAUUGGUCAGGGCUAUGCCCCUGUGCUGGAUUGCCACACGUCCCACAUUGCUGUCAAAUUUGCCGAGCUUGUGACCAAGAUUGACAGGCGUUCUGGUAAGGAGCUCGAGAAGGAGCCCAAGUUCUUAAAGAAUGGUGAUGCUGGAUUCGUUAAGAUGAUCCCGACAAAGCCUAUGGUGGUCGAGACUUUUGCUGAGUACCCGCCUCUUGGUCGUUUUGCUGUGCGUGACAUGAGGCAGACUGUUGCUGUUGGUGUUAUCAAGAGUGUGGAGAAGAAGGAUGCAUCGGGUGCUAAGGUCACUAAGGCUGCUGCUAAGAAGGGUGCUAAAUGAAGUGUGCUGGUUGAUUUGGGAUCUGUUUGUGAUGUUGCUCGGUACAAGUACUUGUUGCUUGAGAACUAUGUUUUUGCUUUUACUGUUGUUUUAAGUUUUUUGCUAUGUCGGUUAUUUCUGCUGCCUUGCGUGUUGGGAAGUCAUUCUCAGAAUUGGGUUCUUGACAGGCGGUGGCAUUUUGGAGUUUGUCUUUCGGUUUUGAAACUUUGAGUCAGUUUUAUAUGUUUGCGUUAUUUUGGAUAUUCUUGAUUAUGACUAUCAAAACAUUCGUGGGUUUGUCCUUGUAUUUUUGAGAUAUUUUCUGUUGGAAGAUAAUUUUGUCAUGGUUUUGAAUGUUGGAUUAAUGCAGUAGUAGGGCACUUACUGUUUUGUGUUGGUAAUUUUAAUUUUGGGCUAGAUGAUAUUUACCAUAGUAGGAUAAAUAUCUAUACAGGUUGGUUGAAGUUUCACUUUAUGGUAAAGGCUUGUUUUGAAAAAGGAUGCAUUAUUUGUACAUAGCUAUGUUUCGAAAGCAUGGGAAAAUACAUGCAAGAAGGGCAAUUCAUGUG
Molecule: messenger RNA, 1985 nt
Organism: Striga asiatica
Lineage: Eukaryota; Viridiplantae; Streptophyta; Magnoliopsida; Lamiales; Orobanchaceae
Source: the annotation of a GenBank genome assembly